AUGGGCGCAAAAGACGAAUCCGGCUUCCCCGUCUCCGUCGCCGACACGUUCGGUCAAUUCUGGCGAACUUGGCUCCCUGAGGAUAAAGUAUACAGCAACUACUCCGAAAUCGCCUCCAAAAACACUGCCUUUUCUCUCGGCGACGCUCCAAUGCCAAUUGUGUGCUUUGCAGAAGUAAUCCCCGGAAAAUCCCCCGAGAUUGGAAAACUCAUGUAUCCGGGCUUCAACAAAUCCACACGCUUCAAUCUCACAGCAUAUGAAGUUACACCCUUUGAGUUUGGAAGUUGGGUCGGCGGCCGCGUGCAGGCGUUCAUCCAGACCAAGUUCUUGGGUACUUCCAUGACGCAGGGCAAACCGCAGAAUAAGAGUGAAUGCGUGCAGGGGUUCGAUAAACUUACGCUCAUGCAGGGGACGACUGCUAAUGCGUUUACUGCAUGGUUUAUUGAUUCGUUUUAUGGAAUUCCGGUGUUUGCGAAGAGAUGGUUGGAGAAGAGGCAGAAGGUCAAUCCGGAUAUUAACGACGUUCCUAUUCCGAGGGAUCAGUAUGAUAAUCCGCUUGUUCAGCUUGUGAAUGAGACGGCGAUGUACUUUGAUUUGACGUUCAAUGAGUCGUUGUGGGCGACGUAUCCGAAUCCGUUUGAGGAUUAUAAUGAGGAUAUGAAAGGUGUUUCGGAGCUUCUUUUGGUCGACGGAAGUCUUACGCUUGAGAGUAAUCCUCUUCGUCCGCUGAUCAUUCCUGAGCGUAAGCUUGAUUUGAUCAUUGUUUACGAAGCUUCAUCUGAUGCGCCCAACUCUUGGGUCAACGGAACAAACCUCAUCAACACCGCCGUCACCGCUUCCCAAGGCAACAUCCCCUUCCCCAAAAUCCCUGACGUAAACACCAUCGUCGCCCAAAACCUCUCCUUCCAACCAACAUUCUUCGGCUGCAACGCCUCAUCUUCCACGCCCCUCCUCCUCUGGCUGCCCAACGCCCCAUGGACAGGGUACACCAACUACUCCUACACACAAACCCAAUUCACACCCAAUCAAGUCGACAUUGCGCUUGAGAACGCCUUCCAGGUCGCUACGUACGGUAACGGCAGUGUUGAUGAGAAUUGGCCUGCUUGCUUGGCUUGUGCGGCGAUUAAGGGCUCGUUGAGAAGAUUGGAUAUUGAGAUGCCGAGGCAGUGUGAGCAGUGCUUUGAGAGGCAUUGCUGGAAUGGGACCGUUAGUGAGAGGAAGGCUACGGCGGGGGAUUUUGAUCUUAGGCCGAGAUUGGAUCCGGAGUUGAGCUUUGCGAAGUGGAAUGAGAGUGAUUGGGAGAAGGAGGAGAGUGCGGGUGGUGGAAACGCCAAUGGAGGGGAUAAUUCGGCUGGUGUCAAGCUUGGUCAUAGUUUGGUUGGACUGGUUCUGUCGCUGAUGGCGAUGGCUUCACUGCUGUAG
Messenger RNA from Fusarium verticillioides 7600, 1422 nucleotides. RefSeq lists its product as hypothetical. Gene Ontology annotation, cellular component: cytosol. NCBI's taxonomy places the organism in Eukaryota, Fungi, Ascomycota, Sordariomycetes, Hypocreales, Nectriaceae. The transcript has 3 exons. The coding region runs from base 1 to 1422 and encodes 473 amino acids. Gene Ontology annotation, biological process: glycerophospholipid catabolic process. Gene Ontology annotation, molecular function: A2-type glycerophospholipase activity. The record is from RefSeq and is a predicted model, not a curated record.